This is a messenger RNA of Mangifera indica (mango), 3243 nucleotides long. Its product is annotated as subtilisin-like protease SBT2.2. Gene Ontology annotation, molecular function: serine-type endopeptidase activity. The transcript is spliced from 10 exons. Bases 378 to 2918 code for a protein of 846 amino acids. The record is from RefSeq and is a predicted model, not a curated record. Gene Ontology annotation, biological process: proteolysis. Lineage: Eukaryota; Viridiplantae; Streptophyta; Magnoliopsida; Sapindales; Anacardiaceae.
CAAGAAAGUUUUUGCUGAUCCAUCCUGCUGCAUUUUCUGCUCUAUUAAUACUCCUCUUUCUCUCCCCUCUCUGCCACUUAAAGUUCCAUCGUUCCCUUUGUUUUGUGACUAAAAAAUUGUAGCUUUCUUGUGGGCUUUCUCUCCCAUUGCUUACACCUCUCUGUCAUGUAAUUGGCGGCAUUUUCAUUUUUCCCACUUUUCUCUUCGCAUUCUUAGCUUUUUUCUCAUUCUUCACGGGGCAUCUCUUCUGUCAGGGUUUUCUCUAUCUCAGCGAAGCUCUUAGCUUUAUUGAAGAUGAGCCUCAUUAUUUGUUUUUGUUCUUCCUUUUGAGGUUGUCUUGGGUUUUUGUUUUUUAUUUUUCUUUGAAUUUUCACCCAAUGGAGAGCUUUCAGAAGUUGCUGUUAUGGGUUCAUUUAAUGGCGCUUCUCUUUGUGGGGUUAUUUCUCUCCACUCUAUGUCAGGAAGAUUCAGAUCAGGCAAUUGCAGCUGUGUACAUUGUUACUCUAAAGCAAGCUCCUUCUGUUCAUCAGUAUGCUCAAGAGCUUAAAACGUUGAAUGAUAAGCAUCAUUCCAUUAACAGACAUGGAAAUUCUAGUAGAUUAACUAGAUUUCUCAAACCAAGGAAUGCUUCAAGAUCCCAUCUGAGCCCUGAUUCUUAUAUCUCUCGAGUUCAUGAUUCAAUAUUAAGGAAGACAUUGAAGGGGGAGAAGUAUCUGAAGCUUUAUAGCUACCACUACCUGAUUAAUGGCUUUUCGGUGCUCAUUACCCCACAACAGGCAGAUAAGCUUUCAAGGAGGAAAUUAGUGGCAAAUGUAGUUUUGGAUUUUUCUGUUAGAACUGCAACUACACAUACUCCACAGUUCUUGGGUUUGCCACAGGGUGCCUGGGUUCAAGAAGGUGGAUAUGGAACAGCUGGAGAAGGAAUAGUGAUAGGGUUUAUUGAUACGGGUAUUGAUCCAACUCACCCAAGUUUUGCUGAUGAUGUAACUGAACGCUCGUAUCCAGUCCCUUCCCAUUUUUCGGGCAUUUGUGAGGUUACCCGGGAUUUUCCAUCUGGUUCAUGCAAUAGGAAGCUCAUUGGUGCCCGGCAUUUUGCGGCCUCUGCUAUAACAAGAGGAAUUUUCAACUCAAGUCAGGACUAUGCUUCACCAUUAGAUGGUGAUGGCCAUGGCACGCACACAGCUUCUGUUGCUGCAGGAAACCAUGGUAUUCCAGUGGUUGUUGCUGGAAAUCACUUUGGAAAAGCAAGUGGGAUGGCUCCUCGUUCACAUAUUGCUGUUUACAAGGCGCUGUACAAGAGCUUUGGGGGGUUUGCUGCAGAUGUUGUUGCUGCCAUAGACCAGGCAGCGCAGGAUGGAGUUGACAUUAUAAACUUAUCAAUUACUCCCAACCGGCGUCCUCCUGGUAUUGCAACCUUUUUUAAUCCCAUUGACAUGGCCCUGCUAUCAGCUGUAAAGGCUGGCAUUUUUGUUGUGCAAGCUGCUGGAAAUACUGGACCUUCGCCUAAGAGCAUGUCUUCCUUUAGUCCAUGGAUAUUCACUGUAGGUGCUGCCUCUCAUGACAGAGUUUAUUCAAACUCAAUAUAUCUUGGCAAUGAUGUUGUUAUUCCUGGAGCUGGACUUGCACCGGGAACUGAUAAGGAUUACACUCUGAUUUCUGCACUUCAUGCUUUGAGCGAUGACACAACUGUUGGUGAUGAUAUGUAUGUGGGUGAAUGCCAAGAGUCAAGUAACUUCAACAAGGAUAUGGUCCGAGGAAAACUCUUGAUUUGUAGCUACUCAAUUCGGUUUGUGCUUGGGCUCUCUACUAUCAAACAGGCAUUAGAAACAGCAAAAAAUCUCAGUUCAGUGGGUGUUGUGUUUUACAUGGAUCCUUUUGUGAUUGGUUUUCAGCUUAAUCCAACUCCAUUGAGAAUGCCUGGCAUCAUAAUUCCAUCCCCAGAUGGUUCCAAGGUUUUACUCCAAUAUUACAAUUCUUCUUUGGAGAGAGAUGAACAUACAAAGAAAAUUAUCAGAUUUGGAGCAGUGGCAUGCAUUUCGGGUGGGCUAAAAGCAAACUUCAGUACCCCAGCUCCAAAGGUUAUGUAUUAUUCUGCAAGGGGACCCGAUCCAGAGGACACCUUCCUUGACAAUGCUGAUCUAAUGAAACCCAAUGUGGUUGCUCCUGGAAAUUUUAUUUGGGCUGCUUGGAGUUCUCUUGGCACCGAUUCAGUUGAAUUCCAAGGUGAAAGCUUUGCAAUGAUGUCUGGAACUAGCAUGGCUGCUCCUCAUGUUGCUGGGCUUGCUGCACUGAUUAAGCAAAAAUUCCCCACUUUUAGUCCUUCAGCUAUUGCAUCUGCCCUUUCAACUACAGCAACUUUAUAUGACAAGGAGGGAGGACCGAUAAUGGCUCAGCGGAAUUAUGCCAAACCAGAUGAAAAUCAGUUGCAAGCAACACCAUAUGACAUGGGAAGUGGGUUUGUCAAUGCAACUGCAUCACUGGAUCCGGGUCUUAUUUUCAAAUCUAGUUACAAUGAUUACAUGUCAUUUCUCUGUAGCAUUAACGGAUCUCAGCCAGUGGUCUUGAAUUACACUGGUCAGAGCUGCUGGACUUACAAUUCCACCAUCACCGGUGCUGAUUUGAACUUGCCAUCCAUUACAAUUGCAAAACUUAUUCACUCGAGGACAGUCCAGAGAAUUGUAACCAACAUUGCUGAUGAAGAUGAGUACUAUAGCAUUGGUUGGAGCGCUCCAUAUGGAGUCUCCAUCAAGGUGUCUCCGUCUCAUUUCUCAAUAGCCAGUGGCAAAAAACAGGUAUUAAAUGUAUUCUUCAACGCGACGAUGAGCAGUACAGUAGCGAGCUUCGGAAGAAUUGGACUGUUUGGACAUAAAGGGCAUGUUGUAAACAUGCCAGUGGCAGUGAUAGUUAAAAUGUCAUAGAUUGGCACUAAUAGGUGAGCAUUUGAAAAUGUGUUUAUCAUUUUCGUGGUAGUGUUUCGUAAAUUUGUUUGAGCAACACUGUAUGCACUCAAUUUUGAGUAUCCAAUUAUCUAAUUGAUGUGUCAUCAUGUGAAUGGGUAUUGUCUUAUCCGUAAUUCAAAAUCACUCAAUCAUAUAAUGACACGUCAUCUAGGUACGUAAUUGAAUACUCAAAAUAGGGUGUACAUAGUUUUAUUGAUUUUAAUUUUGUCAAUUGAUUAAUUCAUUCAUUAUUAUGUAUUGUAAUGUAAAUGUUAAGAUCAAUAAUUCUAGCAUUAAUUGUUUA